Musca domestica (house fly) is the source of this 652-nucleotide messenger RNA. Its product is annotated as lectin subunit alpha-like. Gene Ontology annotation, molecular function: signaling receptor activity. NCBI's taxonomy places the organism in Eukaryota, Metazoa, Arthropoda, Insecta, Diptera, Muscidae. Bases 68 to 598 code for a protein of 176 amino acids. The transcript is spliced from 3 exons. The record is from RefSeq and is a predicted model, not a curated record.
CCAUUAUACAUCAUUUUCAAUUUUUUAGUUUAUAAUUUCCAUUGAAUUGCUAUUGAACGGAAAGAAAAUGUUGCAUUUUCUAAACUUAAAGUAUUCUUUGGUGCUUCUAUUUUUGGUUCAUACAGUACUGGCCGAAGUGAAAUGGUACACCGCUCCAGAUGGCAAUAGAUAUAUGGUCGAUGAUGAAAAUACGUACAAUUGGUAUGAGUCCCUAGCGGAAUGCACCAAGAGAGGUCUAACUUUGGUCAGCAUUAACAGCGAUCAGAAAAACGAUGCUUUACUAACUGGAUUGAGACAAUUAAAUAAAUAUGAAUUCUGGCUCGGUGGCGUAGCUACCAAUUAUCGGAAUCGUGGUGUGGUUUUCCGUUGGAUUUCAAGCGGCGAAGAUUUCGACUACACCAACUGGGCCAACAAUGAACCGAAUGGCAAUGGUGUUGAGGUAUGCGUUCACACUUCGAAUUCUAAUUAUCGUUGGAAUGAUCGAGAUUGUUUGAAUUCGAAAUUCAAUUUACUUUGCGAAGAAAAUCCAAACGUCAAAGAACUAAAGAAAUUCAUUAGUCUGAUGGAAGACUAUAUACAUGGCAUUUUGAAUAUAUAAAUUCAUUUUCUUAGUUGUUUUAAUUAAAACAUAUUAUCUGUUUAAAUGACAAAA